UCAUAAGGGUAUAUGAACAUCUACAUUAAAAUGGUAUAAAUGAAACUUAAACCAAAAGCAGGGGACUCACUGUCUUUUUAAAAAUAUCAAGUAUAGGUAGGUAAGGUUUUGAGAAAACACUGAACCAUUAGCUAAACAGUAAUUACUUGCUCUGAACUUAAAAUCCUUGUUGGACACUAUUCAGGGUCUUAGUUCUGUCUCUGUAAGUAGUUAAGGAAGAGACACUGAAUAUUUUCUAGAAGUGUUUUGAAAAUGUUAAUGUGAUUAAUUUGUUAUGCUUCAGCUGGGGUGGGGGCAGAAUAAUUCUCCUGUGCCUUGAGAAAGCAGAAAUUUUACAUUCUCGGAAGAGGCAGUACAGCUUAAGAGUAGACCUGGUUUUAAUGCAUUACAGAGCACAGUUCCACUCAUAAUUGUUGGAAGUACAUCUUUAAUAAUCUUAACCGAUGAGCUGAAUAAUGCAAAACUGCAAGGCUGCCCAUGUCAAAUGUCAUCAGAGAGAUGUUGCUGCUAUUUUUGAUAAGCAACUAAGCAACAGAUUUGCUGCCUGAAGACAGAAAGGAAGUUCUACAGCUGUUUUGUGUUAUGCUAAUUAUUUAUAAAAGUUCAAAGGGAAAAAUCAGGCAGAGGCUGUUCCCUUCUAAUAGUGUAGCAAUUAGAUACAGCUAUGAAGAAAUAAUGCUAUGAUUUGAAAAUACUUGGAUCCCUGUGCUGUGCCCUCUAUGGUCCAUAGACCGUAGCAACAGCAGAGUAGCCACUCCCACACAAAGGGCCAUGUCUCCUUGUUUAUGUUGCUGCCAUACAAAUACACUUUUAGCCCAUCUGUGCAAAAUCUGUCAAGUUGCAUAGUGUGGAAGAGGUGGACAAAUGGAAUACUCCGUGUAGCUGGACUGUUACUAGAAGUGAGCUACAGCUAUGUGACAGAGCUCCUUUUCCUCUGUGCAGAUGCCCUUAGUUUCAAAGAGCAACUGGUAACAUGGAAUGCACCUCCGAAGGGGACAGCUGAACUCUCCCUCUGGCUUUAGUGAGGAAAGAGCAGCGAUGAAAUCCGUGGACUGUAUACAUGUCACCCAACAGAAGGAUACCGCCUCCUCUGCCCUCGCUGGCACUGCUUCAGGCACUACAGUACUUUUUUCUGUCACAUUCCUGUGGUUUGCAAUGCUCCUGUCCUCUUGCCUUGCAGCAGUGUCUCUUUACCAUGUUGUCACCCUGAAAACAGAACUAGAAGCUCUGCGCAGUGAGCUCAUCUACAGGGUCGAGGCAAGGUCUCCACUAGACUUGCCACCCAUGUCCCCUGAUGAGAAUAAAGCAAGUACCCCUGUUCCUUCCUUCCUGCAAGUGUCUGCAGCUGGCACCAGGCAGGAGACAAGGCUUCCUGGUCCUGGACCAGCUGAAAGCUUCCAAAAGGAAAUCUGGACUGGGAGCAGAAACAGGUGGAGAAGGUCUGUUGUCCAUACAGAAGAAACAGUGCUGCAGGCCUGCUUGCAACUGAUUGCUGACAGCAAAAGUGAUAUUCAACAGAAAGAUGAUUCAAGCAUUGUCCCUUGGCUUCUGAGCUUUAAACGUGGAACAGCUCUGGAAGAACAAGGAAAUAAAAUAGUGAUCAAAGAAACAGGAUAUUUUUUCAUUUAUGGCCAGGUUUUAUAUACGGAUACAACAUUUGCUAUGGGACACCUAAUACAGAGGAAGAAGGCCCACGUGUUCGGUGAUGAUCUCAGCUUGGUGACAUUGUUUCGUUGCAUCCAAAAUAUGCCACAGUCUUAUCCAAAUAAUUCUUGCUAUACUGCUGGCAUUGCAAAAUUAGAAGAAGGGGAUGAACUUCAACUUACAAUACCACGGAGAAGGGCCAAAAUAUCCUUGGAUGGAGAUGGUACUUUUUUUGGUGCAGUUAGACUCCUCUGAAGCCCUUCAUUUUUGUUAUUAUGCUUAAUGCAGUUUUCCUCUUUUCCUAUGCCUUUAUCAGAGAAAUAUUGAAUUGUAAUAAAGCUGCCAGUUCAGACUCUUCCCA
Messenger RNA from Neopsephotus bourkii (Bourke's parrot), 2005 nucleotides. It is a transcript of the gene TNFSF13B, whose product is annotated as TNF superfamily member 13b. Gene Ontology annotation, molecular function: receptor ligand activity; tumor necrosis factor receptor binding. Gene Ontology annotation, biological process: immune response. Lineage: Eukaryota; Metazoa; Chordata; Aves; Psittaciformes; Psittacidae. The record is from RefSeq and is a predicted model, not a curated record. The transcript has 7 exons. The coding region runs from base 979 to 1899 and encodes 306 amino acids. Gene Ontology annotation, cellular component: membrane.